Danaus plexippus (monarch butterfly) is the source of this 1219-nucleotide messenger RNA. RefSeq lists its product as uncharacterized. Lineage: Eukaryota; Metazoa; Arthropoda; Insecta; Lepidoptera; Nymphalidae. Gene Ontology annotation, molecular function: nucleic acid binding. The record is from RefSeq and is a predicted model, not a curated record. The transcript is spliced from 3 exons. Bases 1 to 1113 code for a protein of 370 amino acids.
AUGAGACUCGGUGACGAAACAAAAAAAGAUGACAAGGGUUACAGUGUCGAGCAGCACGUGCAAAUCAUAAAAUUGUUUUAUGAAAAUGGGUCUUCAGUUCGAGCAACGUUCCGCGCACUUCGCCCGUUUUACGGUCGCGAUGAUCGUCCUGCCGAGUCGACUAUCCGUCGAUUGGUGGACAAAUUCGAGUCAACCGGGUCAGUUAACAAUCAGCCGGUUCCCGUGCGUCAACGUAACGCGAGAUCUGCCGAGAAUAUCGCCGCUGUGCGCGACAGUGUCCUCGAAAACCCGCGGCAGUCAAUUCCGCGUCGCGCACAGGAACUCGGCCUUUCGCAGACGACAACUUGGCGAAUUUUGCGUUGUGACUUGAGCCUGCCCCCGUACAAGAUCCAGCUGACCCAAGAGCUCAAGGUUAAUGACCAUAGACAGCGCCGUGUGUUCGCUGACUGGGCAUUAGAGCAGUUGGAAGUUGACGCCGAUUUUGGCAAAAAAAUCAUCUUCAGCGACGAGGCGCAUUUUUGGAUGAAUGGCUAUGUCAACAAGCAAAAUUGCCGUAUUUGGGACGAGACCAAUCCACACGAGGUUCACCAAGUGGCAAUGCACCCGCAGAAAGUGACUGUUUGGUGCGGAUUUUGGGCCGGAGGCGUGAUUGGUCCGUAUUUUUUCGAAAACGAUAAUGGUGUGGCCGUCACCGUCAAUGGUGAGCGAUACCGGUCGAUGAUAACCAACUUCUUUUGGCCUGAAAUCGAGAAUAUGGAUCUGGACAACAUGUGGUUUCAACAGGACGGCGCUACGUGCCACACAGCACACGCUACGAUGGAAGUUCUGCACGAGCAAUUUCUGGACAUGGUCUCGCGCGGAGGCGACGUGAACUGGCCACCGAGAUCGUGCGAUUUGACCCCGCUGGACUUUUUCUUGUUGGGUUUUCUUAAGUCGCAGGUCUAUGCCAACAAGCCGCAAACCACCGAUGCCCUCAAAGUCAACAUACGCCACGCCAUCGAUCAAAUACAGCCCGAUUUGUGCGCCAGAGUCAUCGAAAAUUGGACCUUUCGUGUGCGCGCCACCAACCGAAGCCGUGGCGGUCAUUUGAAUGAUGUCAUAUUUCAUACAUAAUGGGGUCGAUAGACCUUCCAAAUAAAAAAAAAAUUUCGCAAAUAUCUUUCCUACAUGUAUUUUUUUUUUGCAUUUCAAAGAUCAAGCGCCCUUAAUGGAAAACCCU